AUGAUGUCCUUUACUUCUGAGAAAACGCCGCUACUCCCUGUCGUCGAACGCACUCUGGACGCCUAUGUCAGGAACAUGGAACAGCGCCGUCGCGAAGGCAUCGAGUACGCAUUGCUGGUAUCGACACUGCUGCUGACGGUCUUCCAAUUCCUGGUACUUUACAGCGGCGACAGCCUCGUGCCCGUAGCUCUGGACAGCCGCUACUACGCCCUGGUGGCCCAGCUCGCGCGCGGCCUGCGCAUGUCGAUUCCGGCCAGCCUGCCCACCGCAGCCAUCUUCUUCAUUGUUGCGCCGUACCUGGUGCAGAAGGAGCGGGUUGUGAUGACGCGGUACGCAAUCCUCGUGUGUUAUUUGAUGGGGUCGACGCUGGGCGCGUUGCUGCUCUAG
Molecule: messenger RNA, 387 nt
Organism: Alternaria ventricosa
Lineage: Eukaryota; Fungi; Ascomycota; Dothideomycetes; Pleosporales; Pleosporaceae
Exons: 1
Coding region: 1-387 (128 amino acids)
Source: RefSeq, a predicted model, not a curated record